Molecule: messenger RNA, 956 nt
Organism: Rubroshorea leprosula
Lineage: Eukaryota; Viridiplantae; Streptophyta; Magnoliopsida; Malvales; Dipterocarpaceae
Source: the annotation of a GenBank genome assembly
AUACGAAAGUCAAACUUUUUGCAUGGCCUUAAUGUUUUAGUUUGUGGUAGUAACUAGCCUUGUUGGCGGCGAUGUGGGAGUUAGUGUGGGGCUUCUUGGGUUUUGUUGGUUUUUAUUGUCCUGGAGGUGGUUCUGUGGAGGGCCUAUAUUGUGCUUGUGGGUUGAGUACAGUGGCUGCUGGUGUUGUGGGUGUUGGGUGUUUGGGUGCAGCAAUGCUGGUUGUGGGUGUGUACCACAGGUAGUUUAUUAUACCUCAAUACCAUGAGAGCUAUGUGAAUUCUGUUUGGCUUGAUUUCAUUGUUGGAUUGGUUCAUUAUUGUAGUGUUAUGCUGUUUGAUUUGGUUGGAGUUUGGUUUGUGUGUGCUUAUGGAAUGUAUAGGGUUGACAAUGUUUUUAGGAUCUGUGGGAUCAGGUGUGAAUUUGAUGAGCAAUUUGUUUGGGUUUUAGGUUGAAGGGUUGAAGGGCUGGAAUGUGAGGUUGGGGUGGUGUUUGCUUGCACGUUUACCAUACUUGUGUGUGGACAGAACCAGUAAGGGGGGUGAAUUCGGGUGUGGUCUCCCUGAGGAUACCAGGUGUAGGAGGUGGUUUCAUAAGAGGAUGAACAAGAAGUUACAAGGAAUUGGGAUGGAGAACUGUCUUCACCAUGGUUGGUUGUUUUUUUUUUUUGGGGGGGCUUUCGUUCUUUAGAUGCAGUCUUCAUCCUAGUUAAGGCUCUACCAUCGUGUUUCACCGCGCAAGUGCUGGGUUUGGAGGUAGUUUCCAAGUACCCGUGAGUUAGGGGGAGGUGAUUGUUGAUUGAUGUUAUUUACGUAUUUGUCAAUAGUUAUUUCCAAUUAUCUCCUUUUCGUUGUCUAGAUGUCUAUAGAUGGAUUAGAGUCGGAAUAGGUUUCUCGGCUUUUCUGCGCUUUUUUCAAUGUGUACAUUGUCUUAUGCUGUAAUAUAAAAAUAAUUCUUUU